Messenger RNA from Amphibalanus amphitrite, 5146 nucleotides. It is a transcript of the gene SCAP, whose product is annotated as sterol regulatory element-binding protein cleavage-activating protein-like. Gene Ontology annotation, molecular function: protein binding; sterol binding. Gene Ontology annotation, biological process: SREBP signaling pathway. NCBI's taxonomy places the organism in Eukaryota, Metazoa, Arthropoda, Thecostraca, Balanomorpha, Balanidae. The coding region runs from base 294 to 4067 and encodes 1257 amino acids. The transcript is spliced from 16 exons. The record is from RefSeq and is a predicted model, not a curated record. Gene Ontology annotation, cellular component: Golgi membrane; endoplasmic reticulum membrane.
GAUUUGUGUAUGAGACUUUGCCGAAGUCAGAUUCAGACUCUUAUACGGCCUUGGAUUCAGAUUGCGGGUGGGCGUGAUGAUUGAUUGCAGGUUUAGAUUCCCUUGAUUACGACUGAAUGAUAUAGAUACAUCCCUACUACUAUAAGCUGAUAUCAAUAUGCAAUGUUAAAGAAUGCUAGGGUCAGACAGUAAUUGAGAUAAUAUUACAAUUCAACAUAAUACAAGCAUUGCAUUUACCUGCAUUCUUCAUUCAAGCUCUUCUGCCCGUUACAGGCGGCGGUGCGGGCGACACCAUGCUGCCGCCGGGCGAGGACGUCACCGGCGGCGCCACCGGCCUGCCGGGCCGCGUGGCCCAGAUGUACUACACCUACGGCCUGUUCGCCGCCUCGCACCCCAAGCUGCUCAGCUCAGCAGUACUCACCGUGGCCAUCAUCUGCAGUAUCCCGGUGGUGAACAUGCAUCUACCGAGUAACACGCCGCAGGAGCUACGUACGACUGGCCCGGCCGAGGAGCCGUCGCAGCCGGCGCCCGUCUGGUUCAGAGAGAAACCGGUCGUCUACAUACAGCAGGUGCUGGUCCGUGCCGCCGUCACUCCAUGGCAGUCGGAUAUGAUUCUGACGGACGCCUACCGUGCGCCGCUCUCACGCGUGUUCGCCCUCACAGAGACUAUCGCCAACUUUCAACACGGGAACGGCUCGGUACAGGACCUGUGUUUCCGCGCGGAGGAGCCGGUGUUCCGCAGCCCGGCACUGCUCGACACCCACUUCCCACGCUACACGUGUCUGUUGCUGUCUCCGGCUGUACUGUGGGGCAGCGACCGUGCCGCCUUCCAGCAGGACAGCAACAUCAUCGAGACGGUGGUCAGACAGCAGAAGGAGCGGUUUUACAAGACGACCGUCUCGAAUCUGGUAUUCGGCGUCCCGGCCAAGGAGACGGCCUUCACGCGGAUCUACAAACGUCAGAGGUUUCUCACGUACGCCGUCACCGUGGUCCUGCGGAAAAAUGACCCAGAGCUACUGGCCGGUCUACGGCACCGACUGCUGGAACUGUACCCUCUGCAUGCCGCUGAGAACGGCAACCUGUCCAGCGAGCACGUCCACAUCUUCUACCCGGCGCGGACCGGCGUCUACGAGCUGCUGCCGGUGGCGCUCAUCUACAUCAUCCUCUUCAUCUACAUCUACUUCUCCGUCAGAAAGAUGGAGUCGGUCAAGUCGAAGCUGGCCAUGUCUGUGAGCGCUCUGGUGACCGUGUUCGCCACACUGAUGAUGUCGUCGGGCAUUCUCAUCCACCACGGCCUGCAGCAGACGCUCAACAGCCGCGAGGUCUUCCCCUACCUGAUCGUGGUGGUGGGGUUCGAGAACGUCAUGGUCAUCACCGAGUCUGUGUCCAACACGGCCCGCGACCUCAACCCGCGCAUCCGCAUCGCGCAGGGCCUCAGCCGCCAGGGUUGGAAUAUCACCAAGAACCUGUUUCUGGAGAUCACCAUCCUCACCAUCGGCAUCCUCACCUUCAUUCCGCUGAUCCAGGAGUUCUGCAUGCUGGCCGUCGUGGGCAUGUGCUGCGACUUCUUCCUCCAGCUUGGGUUUUUCGCGGCGACUCUGAGUAUCGAUACGAGCCUGCAGACGGCACUGGAAGAUGAAGAGCCGGCCGGUGAGCCGAGCUACGCCGAUCUGCGGCUGCGCUUCCCCAUCGGCGCCCGCGGCGUGCAGAUUCAGCGCUCCCAGUCGCACCCCGGUACGCUGAGUGAGCCACUGGGCGGUCCGGCCAGCGUGGUCAAAUCCCUGUACAGCAUGGACGGCCUGCUGGGCCGUCUGCCGCGCCGGCUCACCCUCUUCUACCUGUGGGCGCGCAGUCGCUUCUUCCAGCGUCUCUUCUCCGUGUUCCUGGUGGCGUGGAUGGGCUUAUUGGCUUACAACGGCGGCCUAGUGCACCAGCUGCUGGCUGCUGUGGCGCCGCCGCCGCCGGCCGCCGACCAGGCCGCCCCCGCCCCGGCCGCCGCCCCCGCCGCCGCCGCCGGGAAACUGGCGGCGGCGCUGCUGACGGCCGGCGAGCCGCCGCCGCCGUCAUCCGCCGCUACCGAUGACGACCUCACGCUGCUCCGUCAUCGGGACCCGGCCGUCUGGCACCGGCUGCACGACUUCCAUUGGAUGUCCCUGAUGAGAGUCUACAACGUGACGACGCGCGGCGGCUACGUGACAGUGUUGCCACCAGUGUAUGUGAGCCUGGCCGUGUCGCCGCAAGAGGCGCUGCAGGCGCGGCAUCCGCGCGACGCUGAAGUUUCCGACCGAGUGGUGGAUCGGAUAGCGCUGACGCUUGGGCAGCUGGAGAUUGCAGACAUUGACGAGACGGGCCAGCCGUCGCAGUACCCCAGCCCGAGCUCGGACUACGCCUACGUACCGUCCUCGCCGUUCGAGGUGUUCCUCGUGGUUCUACUGGCUCUCCCGUCAAUCGCCUUCAUAAUCUAUCUCCUGGUCGUUCUGUACCGGUGCGUGUGCUCGCGCAACUACGCCGAGUGGCGCUCGUCAUGGGGCGCCGACGGUCAGUGCGCCGGCGACUACCACCAGCAGCAGGUGGUACUGGAGGCUCUGCCUCUCCGGCUCAGCGGCCACUCCCAGCAGGUGGAGUGCCUGCAGACAGACGGACAGCUGCUGGUCAGCUGCUGCCUGGCCGGGCAGGUGCGCGUCUGGGACGCUGUCACCGGAGACUGUGUCAGGGUGAUAAACCGCGGUACGGCGACGCCCAGUCCUCGCGCCAGUCGUGAGGACGUACACUCUGACUACGGGUCGGGCGGAUCGCCUCCCAGCAGGGGUGAGCGGCACCUGGAGCAGAUGGCCAAGCGUCUCUCGACCCCCCAACUGGCGCAGUCCGACCACCAGUUGACGCCCACCGUCGACCUGACCUUCUCCUCGCGGCCGGCCGCGGCGCCCGCCGCCGCCGACGCGCCGUACGACUUCUCGCGCUUCCUGGCGGCGCGGGAGCCGAGUGAGGACCCCGGCCCGGCGCCGGCGCCGCGGCGCACCCACCGGCGCGUGUGGAGCGCCGGCAGCGCGGUGGCCGGCGCCGCGCGCGACGAGGACCGCGCCGGCGCGCCGCCCGAGCGUGGCGCCAUCUGGUGCAUGGACUGCAGCGAUGGACUGCUGGCGGUCGGCUGUAGUGAUGGGUCGGUGGAGGUCUGGGACGCCGCCACCGGCGCGCUCAAGCUGGUGCACUCGGAGGUAGCUGUGCCGGUGACGCACGUACGUCUGGUGGGCGCGCGGCUGGUGGUGGCGCGCUUCAACGGCACGGUGCACAUCCUAACGAUGCAGGCGGUGCAGCAGGGCGUCCCGAUCGACUGGGGCUACUACAGCUGCAGCCGGCCGCGGCUGCCCACCGGCGGUGACGAGCUGCGCUGGGAGGCGGUCACCCAGCUGCGCUGGGCAGGCCUGAGCACGGCGCGCGCCCACCAGCAGCUCAUCACCGUGCUGGAGUGCUGCGGCGGCCGCAUCGUCACCGGCAGCCUCGACCACAUGCUCAGGGUGACCCGGCUGGAGGACGGUUCUCCCGUCCACACCCUGCACGGCCACUAUGGUACCGUCACCGCGCUGUUCGUGGACCGUUGUCGGUCCGAACCGGCCACCGCCGGCAGCGGCAGUGCAGAGGGUACUCUGUCCGUCUGGGAUCUCACGUCAGGUCUGUGCCUGUACAGCGUGCCGGCGCACGACGGCGCGGUGACCUCGCUCAACUGUAACGCCUCCUACAUCCUGAGCACCGGCGGCGACGAGAGGCUCUGCGUCUGGGAGCGCUUCCAGGGCCACCUCAUCAGCAAGAUCGCGCUCAGCCACGCCUACUGCAGCCAGGUCAUCCUGCUCACCAGCAACCUGUUCGUCACCUCCAGACAGGGCUCUCUGAUGGUGUGGGACCUGGAGCUCGGCGAGCCAGUGCGCCUGGUGCGUCUGGGCGACCGCGACAGCUCGGUGUUUGUCCGCCAGAUGACGCCCGUCGGGGACGCCAUCGUCUGUGAUUACGGCUCCGAGCUGCGCAUCGUGAGAUUCCCUCCCGUCAGCGCCCACCAGAAGAAGGAGCACUGACCGGGGUCGGACCGGCGCGGCGCUCCCCGCCUCCAUCCAAAAGCCGCGCCGCCGCCGCCGCCGCCGGGUGGUUAGCUCAUUGUGACGUAGUCGGGCAGCACGUGCGAUAGUGUGAAAGGUGCCGCCGGUUAAACGGACGGACGCUGUCAGUGGUGACGCUAGUGGUGAUGCUAACAAAAGACGGCGAGCCGGCCCGCGUCUGACGCGAGUCCGAGCUUAGUGUGUUCCUGAGAUGGCUGUAGGGAGGGCGGGGGGCUCCGAGGGGGCGAUAUUACCGGGGUAGACUGAUUAUGUUAGCAAUGGGGAGUCGGGGACGACUGUCUGCAUCGAGGGAGGAUGUGCGAAAUCCAAAGGCCAAAUGUCGUUGACAUUAUUUGUGUUAUGUAGCUGAAACGUUGUUUUGUCACAAUCCACUGCCGUUUUAGUCAUCGAGUGAAUUCGAUUUCGGUAUAACCUGAUAUGGAAUUGCUGUUUGUUGUUUUCGUGACGUUCGGACUGAUCAUUUUACCGGUCUGUGGCGAGUCACGUGAUGGCGCCUGCGCAGUGCGCUGAGGGUGAUUGGUGACGUCAUUGCGUGAAGGAAAUGUUGGUAGCUGCAGCGUUCGACUGUCGCGCUGGUCAGGGAGUCUGUGUACCUGAGCUGACUUCCGACGGGGGAGUAGGCGGAGUCGGAGCCAGAGUCGUUGGGGUGAGUCGGACGGGUGCAGCCGCGGCCGAGCUGGGGUAGAGCGCCUGCUGUCGCUAGGGCAAUGUACACUCUAUCUGGUAGCGUGGGAAUGCGACGGUGACAUUGCUGCACCCGGUGGUGAUACAGCGGAGAGAGAGAGGGCAUUGAUGCGACGUGUUUCCGUAUAUCUGUGUGCCUGGGUGCGUGAGCGAAUUUUGGCCCUGUCCGGCGAAGUAAGAGUUUACGUGCCAAGACCCGACCGGAUUGAGAAGUAGUGGGGUGGGACCGGUGGGACCCAGAGAAUGGCGCCUGAACGACAGCCUUGCCGCCAUCGUCUUUUAACCUAGCGUAACGCUCGUGAAGCGUUUCAUGUGCUCGAAACACUUCUUUUGAAUAUAUCAUCUCUCACGAA